This is a messenger RNA of Maylandia zebra (zebra mbuna), 2035 nucleotides long. It is a transcript of the gene asb4, whose product is annotated as ankyrin repeat and SOCS box containing 4. Gene Ontology annotation, cellular component: nucleus; cytoplasm. The record is from RefSeq and is a predicted model, not a curated record. Gene Ontology annotation, molecular function: protein binding. Gene Ontology annotation, biological process: intracellular signal transduction. NCBI's taxonomy places the organism in Eukaryota, Metazoa, Chordata, Actinopteri, Cichliformes, Cichlidae.
CCUAUGGCCGGGCUGAUGGAGUUGUUGCAAUGGUUGGUAUGCUGGAAUCCUUCAUCGUCAACAUUUGUGCGUUGCUUUCCAACAUACUCCAUGCUUUAUGGACAAUAUUAGCGUCUAAGCCAGACGAUUUGGCAGCGUUAGGGCCUUUGGACAGAGAUUUCAUGGAGGAUUUGAGUCCCAGAAAACUGGCUGAAAAACAGCUGAAGCAACGGUUCCUGGAGGCCUUGCAGACCAACAACGCACAGGAAGUCCUUGAGAUUUUACAAACCAGCAAACUAGACAUUGACGUUGUGUUGGAGGUGGAAGAUCCCAGCAUGGUCCUCGCCUCGUACAAACAAGGAUACUGGCUACCCGGCUACAAACUGGAAAAGUCCUGGGCCAUGGGUAUCCAUGUAUGUGUAAUGUACAAUGCUGUGGAGACAGCACUGGUACUCCUUCAGAAAGGCGCAGCUGUCAAUCAGAUGCCCAAUGGGAAGACGCCUCUGCACGUGGCCUGCGAGGUGUCCAAUGGAGACUGUGUGCCCUUGCUUUUGGCUCACGGGGCAAAGGUCAACAGCCUGUCUCUGAGCGGGCACACACCGCUGCACUACUGCAUUACCCGGGAGUCUGUAGAGUGUGCCAAGCAACUUAUCCUCAAAGGUGCAAAAGUCAACAAAGCAAGCCACAACAACGAAGAGGACACACCUCUACACACGGCAGCCAGAUUCGGUGUUCCGGAGCUGGUGGCUCUCUAUUUGGCUCAUGGAGCAUCUGUGAAUGCAGUGAACUCUCUGCAGGAGACUCCUCUGAUGACUGCAGCCUUCUGGGCUUUUGACACUAAGGAGCAAACCUACAGCCAAGACCAUCAUCUAGUCUGUCGCCUCCUGCUGGACUAUCAAGCUGAUCCCAACAUUCAGGAGGCAGACCACAAAACAGCUCUUCACAAAGCUGCCUGGAACUGCGAUCACGUCCUGAUAAAGAUGCUGCUGGAGGCUGGGGCAGAUUCUCGAGCCAUGGACAUCAACGGCUGUUCUCCCAUUCAGUAUCUCCUUAAAGUGACGGAAGUCAGGCCUAUGGCCAUGCCAGACCUCUGCUUUCAGCUGCUGCUCAACUACAAUGCAGCACGGAUUUACCCACCACAGUUCCACAAGGUGUUCCAGAACUGCCAUGACUACCCCAGAGUUGUAGAAAUCUUGGUUAACUCCUAUAGCAGUUUAAAACCCACAAGGAAGUGGAGAGCUGCUCUUCCUGAUGACUGCUACAAGCGCCAUAAAGACUUCUACGACUCCCUGUUUGCUGUUUGCACUGACGCUCCUCGCAGUCUGCUUCACCUCUCCAGAUGUGCCAUCAGAGCUGCCCUGGGCAGUUUCUGUGACAGAGGAGUAGCACAGCUGCCUCUGCCAUUAUCCAUGAAGAAGUAUUUAUUACUAGAACCUGAGGGGAUACUGUACUGAUAGAGACUCUGGUGUUCUGAUGUGCAGAAUGAGGCCUAAUGACCUGAAUAGAAACAUUUAUUAAGUGCCUCUCCGCUAACUGUGGAAAUGAAAAGUGGUGCAAGAUGUAACAUCAUCAUCAUUAACAUUUUAUUUAUUUAAACCUCAGAAAGCACAGAAAAAGAACAAAAAAAGGUAUUUUUUGUGCUUGCAGGAUGAGCCAUUUCUGUGUUUUAGUUAAUAGCUGCUAACAUUCCAGGACAGCUGGCGGGUCGGAGGGGAGAUUUGUUAAAAUAGCUUUAAGAUGCUUCCAGAUGUUAAAUCCUCCUCAUUGGUGUUUUUGUUGUAUAGAUGGCAAUGGUGUGUCUAGUCUGAAUCUUAAGGCAUAGUGAUAUAUGUAAUACAUAUAAAGGCUUGAUAGUGGAGCUAGGGCCUGCCCAAAAAAUAACUUCCCUGUAAUAUAUUGUGAGAAAAUUCUUACCGAAAUUUUGUUUCUUGUAAAUAGUGAAAAAUAUAUAAAGUAAGUUCUUUUUUUUCCAACCCAAACGACUCCUAGUGUUGCCUUCUCUCUGUUAGGUUGUUAUUAUGAGAACAAACUACCACAUUCAGAAUUUCUUGCAUUC